Rubroshorea leprosula is the source of this 315-nucleotide messenger RNA. Lineage: Eukaryota; Viridiplantae; Streptophyta; Magnoliopsida; Malvales; Dipterocarpaceae. The record is from the annotation of a GenBank genome assembly.
UGAAAUUAAAACCUUCACAAAAUGUGAAGAUUGUUUGUAAUCAAUGACUAUUGUACAGGUGGGUGGCCUACUGCCCCAGAUGGUCCAUAUGCGUGGGGCUACUGCUUCGUUAAGGAGCGAGGUAACCCUGGAGAUUAUUGUUCUCCAAGUCAACAGUGGCCUUGUGUUCCCGGCAAAAAGUAUUAUGGCCGAGGUCCCAUCCAGAUUUCAUAGUAAGUACUAAUUAAUUACACUCCUUGUGACUUUGUCCCACAAUUUUUAAAUUUUUUUCCUAUUUACUUUCUUUAUUUUGGCAAAGAAAGAACUGUAUUUAAU